Molecule: messenger RNA, 5160 nt
Organism: Alosa sapidissima (American shad)
Lineage: Eukaryota; Metazoa; Chordata; Actinopteri; Clupeiformes; Clupeidae
Gene: dgkzb
Product: diacylglycerol kinase, zeta b
Exons: 34
Coding region: 123-4061 (1312 amino acids)
Biological process (GO): regulation of synaptic transmission, glutamatergic; lipid phosphorylation; diacylglycerol metabolic process
Cellular component (GO): nucleus
Molecular function (GO): ATP-dependent diacylglycerol kinase activity; protein binding
Source: RefSeq, a predicted model, not a curated record
AGAAGGGGGGGCCACCCCUAAUGCCCUGCAGGAUGGUGCGGAGUCAGGCACCUCAGACUCGGCCUCCUCGUCCUGCUCGGACCUCUCUGUGGCGGUGACGGCAGCAACCAGCGGCACCAGCGAUGCCAACGACGCCAGUGCUGCCCAUGCCAGCCGGGGAUUCACCGGCCUGCGCCUGUUCGGAAGGAGAUUGUUGUGAGGUGUUGCCACAGUGUGCCGCGAGCCAGUCGUGUCCCACCAGCAUGGACACCUUUUUCAGACGCCAUUUUAAGAGGAAGCCGGGUGGUGAACCCGAGGAGGAGGAGUUUAACAGGCUCAGACGGCCCAGCGUCGCCGUGGCGACCAGCCGUGCCCGCCGGCGGUCCAGCGUGGGCCUGCCCUCGUCCGCCCUCACACAGAGACGUCGUUCUAGCGUUCAGCUGCAGGGGGCCCUCAUCACCUCCAGGGGGCACUGUCCCGCGCCCACGCGUACCAUCAGGGCAGGCAGCGGCCGCCGGCGCUCCAGCACCACCACCCCUAGUGCCAACCCCCGCUUCGCUGUGCGCCGCAGGCUAGCCGGCCGCAUGCGCACCAUCCACACACACCUGCUGGGGCCAUCCAUGCUGCUGGCCAGCGUCAUCCAGAUGAGCGAGGAGGAUGAGGGUGCGCAGCCACCCGUGGCCGAGCAGCAGGUGGAGCUGAAGGCCGGAUGCAGUCCACAGGGCGGCAGCGACAGUGACCUCACAGGUUCCACCAGCCAAUCAGAGGACAGCGCCGGCUCGGACGUGGAGGUGUCGGACCGGGAGUUUGAGGACACAUCGGUGUGGAGACGGAGGGAGAGCCAGCCACUGGCCACACUAAUGGAGUGUGUGUCCACCCGACCGCUAAUUCGCGCCCCACGCUGCCUGCGACGCAACUCUUCGCUUAUUGUGACCGCAAGUGGUGUCAGUAAUGGACAUGGUUACCGUGGCAGCCAGCACAGACAGCGCCGUGUCUCUACCAUCUCUAAGGCAGGAAGCCCGUGGCCUGGGAGGGGCCUGCCGUUGCCGAGUCGUCGCAACUCAGCAUGCCGGCGGAUCUCUGGGUGCCAUGGCAACAUUAGCCCCCUGCUGGGCGCUUAUUACGACCCGAGUCUGGAGUCCUGGAGGGGGUUUCUCUCGAAAGCCAUCGGCAAGUCUGUCCAGCCAUCAGCCCAGUCCAGCGCCACUCUGCCAGCCAAGGGCAACAGCCCUCAGGAGAUCUGCAGCACCGUCGACUGGACCGAAAGUGCCACCUACGGCCAGCAUGUCUGGUUUGAGAGCAGCGUUACGGGGGACUUCUGCUACGUGGGAGAGCAGUACUGCUUCGCCAAGUCCUUGCAAAAAUCCAUGACUCGCUACAAAUGUGCUGCCUGCAAAAUCGCUGUUCAUACCGACUGCAUGGAGCAGCUAGAGAAGAUCAACUUCAGGUGUAAACCAUCUUUCAGGGAUCCAGCAACUAGAAAUAUCCGAGAGCCAAGUGUGGUGCGUCAUCACUGGGUGCACCGGAGGCGUCAAGAUGGAAAAUGUAGGCAGUGUGGCCGGGGUUUUCAACAGAAGUUUGCGUUUCACAGUAAAGACAUUGUUGCCAUCAGUUGCUCUUGGUGCAAACAGGCAUACCAUAACAAAGUCAGCUGUUUCAUGCUGCAGCAGAUUGAGGAGCCAUGCUCCUUGGGGGCUCACGCCUCUGUGAUUGUGCCCCCGACCUGGAUCAUCCGUGUCCGCAAGGCUUCCAUAAAGUCCAGCAAGAAGAAGAAGAGGUCAGUGAAACCCAAGGCUGUUAAGAAGGGAGUUGAGGAAGGGAAAUGGAAACACUUCUUCAUCAAGCCCAUCCCCUCCCAACAUAUGAAGCCUCUGCUUGUGUUCAUCAACCCAAAGAGUGGAGGAAAUCAGGGAACCAAAAUCAUUCGAUCUUUCAUGUGGUACUUGAACCCUCGUCAAGUGUUUGACCUCAGUCUGGGGGGACCAAAGGAUGGGUUGGAGAUAUACCGCAAAGUGCCCAACUUGCGAAUUCUGGCUUGUGGAGGAGAUGGAACUGUGGGAUGGAUCCUGUCGGUUCUGGACCAGCUGCAGAUCAGCCCUCCUGUAGCUGUCCUGCCCCUCGGAACCGGCAACGAUCUGGCAAGAACUCUCAACUGGGGAGGGGGUUACACGGAUGAGCCGGUGUCAAAGAUCCUGUCCCAUGUGGAGGACGGUAACAUCGUCCAGCUGGAUCGCUGGAACCUGGAGGUGGAGCCGAACCCGGAUAUCAGUAAGGAAGAGAAGGACGAGCACCAGACAGACAAGCUCCCUAUUGACGUCUUCAACAACUACUUCAGCCUGGGCUUUGAUGCUCACGUCACCUUGGAGUUCCAUGAGUCCCGAGAGGCCAACCCGGAGAAAUUUAACAGCCGUUUUCGGAACAAGAUGUUCUAUGCAGGAACUGCCUUCUCAGACUUCCUGAUGCGCAGCUCUAAAGAUCUCGCAAAGUACAUCAGUGUGGUGUGUGAUGGUACAGAUCUCACCAGUAAAGUCCAGGACCUCAAACUUCAAUGUCUCUUGUUCCUCAACAUUCCCAGGUACUGUGCGGGCACCAUGCCUUGGGGACACCCUGGUGAGCACCACGACUUUGAGCCGCAGCGCCACGACGAUGGCUUCAUUGAAGUCAUCGGCUUCACCAUGACCUCUCUGGCGACACUGCAGGUCGGAGGCCACGGCGAGAGGCUGUGCCAGUGCCGUGACGCUGUGCUCACCACGUCCAAGCCCAUCCCCAUGCAGGUGGACGGGGAGCCCUGCAAGCUGCAACCCUCCGUCAUCCACAUCAGCCUGAGGAACCAGGCCAACAUGGUACAGAAGACCAAGAGGAGGAUCUCGCUUCCCCAGCUCAAUGAUCAGCAGCCUAUUCCUGAGACACUUCAGAUCCAAGUGAGCCGCAUCAGUAUGCACGACUACGAGGCUCUGCACUACGACAAAGACAAGCUGAAGGAGGCCUCCAUUCCUCUGGGGAUCAUUACUGUCCCGGGAGACAGUGAUCUGGAGGUGUGUCGCUCUCACAUCGAGAGUCUCCAGGAGGGGGUCGACAGCAUGAGGUCAGAUGCCGUGGUUUCCCAGAAGCUGUCUCCAAAAUGGUGCUUCCUGGACUCUACAACGGCUGACAGAUUCUACCGGAUAGAUCGUGCCCAGGAACAUCUGAACUACAUCACCGAGAUAUCGCAGGAUGAGCUCUUCAUCCUUGACCCAGAGCUGGUCACCAAGGAGACCGUAGGCACCUCCCCCGGCAUGCCUAAUUUGGUGGACUCCUGUGGGGAGAGUUCCAGCCGGGCAGAUCAGUUCUCCUUUCCCCCCUCUUCUGCUUCGUCCUGCUCCGGCUCCUCACUGGGCCAAAGAUCUUUGGCCCCUGCGGCGCUCAGUCAGCGAAAGCGCACGUCCAGCGAGAGCUCUGCGUCUGAGGUUCUGACCCACAGCAUCUCCUCAGGCUCCAAGGUCGGCCUGUGCAGGUGGGUCUCCCCUCACGCCACACCCGGUGUGUGUCCGGGUCCCCUCAAACCUGGUCCUCAGCUGGCUGGUGUGUGUUGGAGGGGAGCUAAGAUAGUCAAUGUCCAUCGAUCUAACACCACAGAGGUUAAUUUCAGGCCUAUGGAAAGUGCUGACGGUGACAGCACUGAAAAAGAAGUGCUGAAGUUGCUCAUUCAAUGUAUCAGAGAGAAUGACAUUGAAAAGCUCAAGGAGCUUCACACACACGGUGCAGACCUGGGGGAGCAGGACACCUGUGGCCGCACCCUCCUGCACCACGCCGUAACCACCGGCAAUAAGGACAUUGUCAAGUUCAUCACAGACAAUGCCCCCACAAGCAUUCUGGACGUCACGGAGAAGGACACGGGUCAGACGGCUCUCCACCGAGCUGCAGCUCUGGCCCACAGGACCAUCUGCCACUACCUGCUGGAGGCUGGAGCCUCACUCACCAAAACCGACUUACAGGGUGAGACCCCCAGAGACAAGACUGGGGACCAGGAGCUGGCGGAUUACCUAGAGCAGCUGGAGCACCAGCACAUACUGCAGAAGGAGGACCAGGAGACGGCCGUGUGAACCUCCUCCUGCUGCCGCGUCUCCCCACAGGAACUUCCCCAUGCGACGGAGACGCAUCCCCAGGCCGGAGGCCUUCUUUGGAAGAGUCCCUCCUGGUCCUGCUGGGCUUCAUGAGUCCGACUCCGGCCUGGUGGUAGAGACUAGUCCAGUCGGAGACCACUGAGGUCAUCCCAGAGUUCAAUCUGUAGUUACACUCUUUCGUUGGCGUUGGGGACAUCUCAACUUUUUCUUUCUGUCAUAGUUUUCUCAGCUUGAUGCUUGUGAUUGAUGUGUGGUACCGUGGUUCCAGAGGGUUCUAGAGGCAUCCCAUUGGAACUUUCACUGAGAGCUUCCUGCUGCUUCCACGGCAACGCCAGUGUGCUCUGACUGAAAACUGCUUUGUUUCUGCUGCACAUCCUGCUUUUUAUCUCAUGGUCUCUAUUUUAGCAUAUUAUUCUCUGAAUAUUUUAUAUAGAUGUUUACUUCAAAAGGCUUUUCAAAUAGUCACAUUUAUGCCAGAUGUUUCAGAAAAUGUCACGUUAGAAAUAAAACAUUUGUUUCGAAAAUAUCAGUAUGGGUUAUAAAUGUGUAUUGCUCUGGUAAAUACAACUUUAGUAAAAUAUAAGUCAAAAACAGGUCUUCCCUCAGUGAUAUUUCUCUCAGAGGAGUGACCAUAUCAUUCUUGAAUCUUCACUUUAUUUGCUGUUAGUAACUAAGGCCAUCAGUAUUAUGCUAGUGAGAGAGAGAGAGAGAGAGAGAGAGAGAGAGAGAGAGAGAGAGAGAGAGAGAGAGAGUAGGAGCUGAGGUGCACCUGGCAGUCUGAUGUACUCCUAACCGGGGCAGCCUCUCGCCAAUGCUUGUGUGCGACACAUUAUGUGCCAAACUGGACUGCGUGCUUCUUAGUGGAGUCCACCUGCAUGGGGCUGUGAGUGGGAUGGCCUCCAGUGAAGCUUCAUGGCUGCAGGCAGGAGAGGGUAGCGCUGGCAGGAGAGGGUAGUGCUGGCAGGAGAGGGUAGGAGAGGGUAGCGUGGGCAGGAGAGGGUAGCAUGGGCAGGAGAGGGUAGCGUGGGCAGGAGAGGGUAGCGUGGGGGCAGGAGAGAGGGUAGCGUGGGCAGGAGAG